CACGAUAGUGUAAACCUUUCUCUAAAAUAAAACCUAGUGUAAAGCUGAAAAAGGAAAAAAUAAAAAGGAAGAAUUAGCGGGGAAGAUAUUAGAGAAUGUGAUCAACUGCCAACUUGGCAUUUCCACUCUGCUUCUCCCUCCUCUGUAUCCGCGUCUCUAAUCUCAAUCUUUCUCUCUCUUCUUCUCCUUCCCGGCGAUUUCUCAAGCUGACUACCGACACAGAUUUCUAGGGUUUUCUCACUCCAUUUCCCCCAAAUCUCGUCAGAUCUUCCCCUUCAAUGCAUUCUCCGAUCAAUUUUUAGCUCGCGUUGCUUUGAAUGCAACUUCAUUUUCUUCCUGUCUCUCAUUCAUUCAAGACAUUUCUCGUAUAGUUUUUUUUUAAUCGAUAACUCGAUUUCGAUCGAGUUUGUUGAAGAAAGUGUUCAACAAUGGCGACUCAUAGUCCUGCUUCACCUGGCCAGGUAGCAUUUCUCCUUGGAUUUGUUCCAGUUUUCGUGUCAUGGUUAUAUUCUGAAUUUUUGAAUUACAGAAAAAGGCCUACCAUCUCCAGAGCGAGGAAUUCCGAGGUCAGCUUGGUCGAGGUUAGAAAUGGUGCAACAGAGGAAGGUGAGAAUGCUGUUUUACUGGAAGGUGGAGGAACACAAUCAGUGCCUUCAGGGGCUCGGAAUGAAUCUCUCAUGCAUCAUAUCUCAAGGUUUCUCUUAAUGGAUGAGACUUUCUUGCUUGACAACCGGUUGACUUUGAGAGCGAUGUCUGAGUUUGGUGCGUUUUUGGCUUACUUCUACUUCUGUGACCGCACAAAUCUUUUUGGUGAAUCUAAAAAGGAUUACAAUCGAGAUCUAUUCUUGUUUCUCUACUUUCUACUUAUCAUUGUCGCCGCUAUAACAUCAUUUACAAUACAUACGGAUAGAUCACCGUUCUCUGGAAAAUCAAUUCUUUAUUUGAAUAGGCAUCAAACUGAAGAAUGGAAAGGUUGGAUGCAGGUGCUCUUUCUGAUGUACCAUUAUUUUGCUGCUACUGAGGUUUAUAAUGCUAUCCGGAUUUUCAUUGCUGCAUACGUAUGGAUGACUGGAUUCGGGAACUUCUCCUACUAUUAUAUCCGCAAGGAUUUUAGUGUUGUGAGAUUUGCUCAGAUGAUGUGGCGUCUUAAUUUCCUGGUGAUAUUUUGCUGCAUUGUCCUAAACAACAGUUAUAUGUUGUAUUACAUAUGCCCAAUGCAUACUCUUUUCACUCUAAUGGUUUAUGGCGCUCUUGGCAUCCUGCACAAGUAUAAUGAGAUUGGAUGGAUCAUGGCUGUAAAAUUUGGUGCUUGUUUUCUAACUGUUAUACUGAUUUGGGAAAUACCCGGGGUUUUUGAAUUGAUUUGGAGCCCAUUCACUUUUCUUAUUGGUUAUGUUGAUCCUGCAAAACCAAAUCGCCCUGUCUUGAAUGAAUGGCACUUUCGCUCAGGCCUUGAUCGCUACAUAUGGAUAAUUGGAAUGAUAUAUGCCUAUUAUCAUCCCACGGUUGAGAGGUGGAUGGAGAAACUGGAAGAAGCAGAAGUGAAAAGAAAAAUAGCUGUUAAAGCAGCUGUCGUGAUGAGCGCUUUAUCGGUAGGGUAUCUCUGGUUUGAAUACAUAUACAAGCUAGAUAAAAUUACGUACAAUAAGUUUCAUCCUUACACCUCAUGGAUCCCAAUUACUGUCUACAUAUGCUUGAGGAAUGUUACCCAGCACUUACGAAGCUACUCGUUAACACUUUUUGCAUGGCUUGGCAAGAUCACAUUGGAGACUUAUAUCUCACAGUUUCACAUAUGGCUAAGAUCUAGUGUACCCGAUGGACAACCCAAGUUGUUGUUGUCAUUUAUCCCAGAUUACCCAUUGCUGAACUUCAUGCUCAUAACUAGCAUAUAUGUGGCUGUUUCAUAUAGGCUAUUUGAAUUAACAAACACUUUAAAAGUGGCAUUUGUUCCAAGCAAAGACAACAAAAGGUUGAUAAACAACAUAGUUGGAGCUUUGGCUAUCUCCUGUAUUCUCUACACACUGUCACUGAUGCUACUGAAAGUCCCUCAGAUAAUGGUGUGAUUUUAGAGAUGUAAAAGUAGUGUAGAAGCCUGCAUAAUCCAAGUUUCUCAAGUGCUUAGACCACAUUGAUAUGUUAUCAUUUAUCAGGAGACAACAUAUCUGAAAAAAGAUGAUUCAGAAAAUACUAUAGUCGUACAAAACCCCACUGGAAUUGUGGCCAAGUCUUUCUGAUCUGUGUACAGGAGAAAGCAGGAAGGCUGGGAAACACGUGCGUGCAACAAAUCAUGUUUCGUUAAUUUUUUUAGUCAUUCUUUCUAUAUACUCCCGUAACUCUUAAACCCAGAUGAUGUAAAAUUGCUUAAACAUUAGCCAAGCAGUUGAUCAUGUAAUACCAAACAAUUUUGGAUAGAAAGUUAUCGUAUGUUAGAUAUUGUGAAGA
This is a messenger RNA of Spinacia oleracea (spinach), 2442 nucleotides long. Its product is annotated as protein REDUCED WALL ACETYLATION 2. Gene Ontology annotation, biological process: xyloglucan metabolic process; plant-type secondary cell wall biogenesis; xylan biosynthetic process. The transcript is spliced from 16 exons. The coding region runs from base 429 to 2063 and encodes 544 amino acids. Gene Ontology annotation, molecular function: acetyltransferase activity. Lineage: Eukaryota; Viridiplantae; Streptophyta; Magnoliopsida; Caryophyllales; Amaranthaceae. The record is from RefSeq and is a predicted model, not a curated record. Gene Ontology annotation, cellular component: Golgi apparatus.